GCCCUGGGAGUCUCCACCCCCUCGAGUGGCGCUACGAGCAGGACAGAGAGAUCGGAGCAGAGACACAGGAAACACAAACACAGACUGGUCUGGAAAGAAAAUCAUCAAGAGAAUACAGAAGAGAAAAAGCAAAAAGAUAAUUUGAGAUUUGGAGCUGAUGUGGAAAACAUUCAGAAUGGAAGGCAAACUCCCAUGUCUUCUUGUGCUGGUGGGAGCAAUUAUGACUGCCCAGUGCCAGGGCUUAUACGUGCGUUUCAAACGUGGAGCCAGAUCUAGAGCCAUUUGCACAGAUAAUUCAUCUGCAGAAAUUUACCAACCCAGGGGGACCUGGCUGAGGUUUUCAGGGAGCAGAAUAGAAUACUGUAGGUGUGACAGUGGUCAGAGUCGCUGCCACACUGUGCCUGUCAGAGCCUGCACUAGAAAUAAAUGCUACAAUGGGGGCCAAUGUUCACAGGCAUAUUACUCCCCACAGCUCUUCAUCUGCCAGUGCCACCAAGGUUUCUCAGGGAAGCAGUGUGAAAUAGAUACUGAAGUUAAAUGCUACAAAGACACUGGAGUAACAUAUAGGGGUACCUGGAGCAUGACAGAGAGUGGAACUGAAUGUUUAAAUUGGAAUAGCAAUGGCUUGGUGGACUGGAUGUACAGCGGCCAAAGAGAGGAUGCUGCUGAGCUGGGAUUGGGCAAUCACAACUAUUGCAGAAACCCAGAUGAGGAUUCCAGACCUUGGUGCUAUAUCUACAAAGGGGGAAGGUACGCCUGGGAACACUGCAGUGUGCCCUCCUGUUCAAAAGUUAGGAACACCAACUGCAGAUCUGGACGAGGCACAGAUUACCGUGGCAGCCACAGUGUCACCAGUUCUGGAGCUACCUGUUUGAAGUGGAAUUCUCAAAUCCUUGUCAACAAGCUAUAUACUGCCUGGAGAAGAGAUGCUUACCGGCUGGGUCUUGGUAGUCACAAUUUCUGCAGGAAUCCUGAUAAUGACAGCAAGCCCUGGUGCCAUGUCCUGAAAGGAAAUCGGCUCACAUGGGAGUACUGCAAUGUGCCUACUUGCUCCACCUGUGGCUUACGGCAGCGCAGAGUACGCCAGUACAGGAUUAAAGGUGGUUCCUACACAGACAUUGCAGCUCACCCAUGGCAAGCUGCCAUCUUUGUGAAGUAUCACCGUGUGCCUGGAGAGCACUUCCUCUGUGGAGGAAUUCUGAUCAGCUCCUGCUGGGUUUUGUCAGCUGCUCACUGUUUUGAGGAAGGCUUUAGUACAAAUCAGCUGAAGAUUGUGCUGGGUAGGACUUCCCGAGCAACUCCCGAGGAAAAUGAACAGAAGUUUCAAGUGAAGAAGUACACUGUGCAUCAGAGAUUUGACUCAGAAAAUUUCAACAAUGAUAUUGCUCUGUUGCAGUUGAAUUCAGAUGCAGAAGACUGUGCUGUUGAAACAAGCACUGUCCGUGCUGCCUGCCUCCCCAUGCCAGAGCUGCAGCUGCCUGACUGGACUGAAUGUGAGAUCUCUGGUUAUGGAAGAAAUGAAGAAUUUUCUCCAUUCUAUUCAGAGCACCUGAAGGAAGGCCAUGUCAGAUUGUUCCCAGCCAGUCGGUGCACAGCACAGUAUCUAGACAACCGGACAGUUACAGACAAUAUGUUAUGUGCAGGAGAUACAAGAAACCUUGAUGAUGCCUGCAAGGGUGAUUCUGGAGGACCUCUGGUCUGUAUGAAGGAUGAUCGUAUGUAUCUGAUUGGAAUCAUCAGCUGGGGAAUAGGCUGUGGCCGCAAAGACACACCUGGUGUUUAUACAAAUGUGAAUCGUUAUCUUGACUGGAUUCAGGACACCAUGAAACUCUGAGAAAGAAAAAUGAACCCUUUGCAAUCCUGUGACCAUGCCCUCACAGCUUCCUUCUGUGUGCUUUAAGUAGGCUAACAGGGCUUCCUGUUUGUCCACAUGCUUCUAGUACAACAGAAAAGCAAACUGCAAUGUAUGGGAAGGUCAUGUUCUCAAAAUACUCUCCUUUCCUUAUUACAGGUUAUUAGAAGCUAAUCAACCUUUUCCCAAACAUCACCAAACUUUCACCUUGCAUCAAAUCACAUAAGUGCAAUAAAAAAAAUAAUUCUGGCCGAGUGAAUAAACCAAGAGACAACACCUGGGCACCAUGCAUCUCUUUAGCAGCUGUACUGUUUUUAGGAAUGGGUGUGAACUGAAGGGGACAUUUAAUUUCCUGAAAACUUCACCUCCCUCCUUACUUCACUGUACAAUUGGAAUACCUUAAGCUCUGUCCUUAUACCAUGUCACUUUGGUAAUUUAAGCUGGUUUCAAUAGAAAGAACAAAAGCUGUAGACACGGGCUAUUUAUUUCCAGAUUAAUAUACUACUUGCUUCUGCAGUUUGGAACCAAUUAAUUAACCAAGUUUAAGCUCAAACUCUCAGAGCAAAUUCAGGAUGGCAUGCUUAUUAUGACAUUUUAUUCUUUCAUUUGGUUUUGCUCCUGGUAAUAGAAUGGGUAAAAAUUUGAACAGCAGCCUGAUCUGCCACAGAAUCAAUGCAUAUUUUUGACUAUUAAAUUUCUAUGCAUUAUCAUCGGAUACGAAGCAAAAGCUCUCUCUUCUGUGCAGCAGAGCAAAACAAAGGACAAAUGUAUUGGUAGCUAGAUUUACAUCCACAAGUAAAGGCCAAAUCAGGUAUCACAAGGCUGCCUUUGUCCUUAAACAGAAGACAGGACAGGUACAACCAAGUCAUCAUGAACCAGAAUCUCAGUAAUCGGCAUUACUUCCUUGCACUGCUGCUGCCACAUGACGCUAAAUGCCACCUAUGCACAUCCUAAGAGUGAAGCCUCUCUGAGAGCUUCUCUUGUGCCUCAUUGUUUCGUAAAGCAAAACCAGGCGUAAUUACCUUUUAACAAAAGGAAAACAUUGUAUUGAGGGUACAUAAGGAAUUUAGUUUUAGCAUCAAUCAGUAGCUAGAAAACUAGCCUGUUGUAUAUGGGAAAUUCAACACAUUUUUGAAACUCAAAAUGUUUACUCUAACAGUUUUUAAGGAGCUCUCUGAUAACCCACUAGCACAACUACUCAGAUAAAUAAUCUAAGUAGGUAUAGAAGAGAUUUGGUAAGAUGGCCAUUACUUUCUCAAAGUUGUUUUGUAAAUGGCAACUUUAUGAAUGGUGAGUUUCUAGCUACCGGCUUAGAAACUGACCUCAAAGAGAUCUUCUCUAAUGGCCUCGGAGGAACAGUGGUCCAGUUAGCUUCAGCAACAAGUCUCAUAUUCCAGGCCGUAGAAGGAGAAAAUACGUUUUUUAAUGAAGAGUCACAGUUUAGGUUUUUGGUGUGUUUUUUUUUGUUGCUGUUGCUAAUUUUAUUUUGUUAUUAACCUUGAGAAAAAUACAAAUUAAUUUCCCUUCAUUUCCCCUGAGCCCACUUCCAUGCGCUCUUGUGCCUCACUGUACUGGCAUUCCAAGCCUGCCAAAUACCUGCAGCCUGUAGAACAGUCUAAACUAUUUCACAGACUAAUGCAAGUCAUAGUCCUCAGGAAGGCAACUUUUGUUUCGAAAUUCAAGCAGUCUACUAAAUACAAUAUUUGAGCUCAAUGCCAUCUAACAGCCACUGAUAAAAUGUAACUGAACCACACCUGACACAAUCUCUUUUAGAAAAAUAGAACCUACAAAAACGUAAGCUGCAGAGAAAAGUUUUACCUCACAGUUAUUACCAAUUCUUGGAAAAUACCAUUACAUUAAAUAUCCAAGUUGACAAAGAAUGCUGGAUAAGCCCUAGCUGCAACCUCUGCACUUGUUCAUUCCUUUCAUCCUGGUCUAUCUUUUGAGACAUCUUCUACGUAGCUGACUAAAAGAAUGGCCCAGAAUCAACCCCAGAGUUUUACAAAUGCUUCUUUGUCCUUCAUUUUCUCCCUUAAUCUGGGAGAUUUACCAAAUCCUUGUCCAAUAGCUAGCAUCUAGUAUUCUCCAGCCUUACUUUAACUUUCAUUUCUCAGAAGUUGCUGCCACCUAGCUCAGUGCAUUCAACUGCCUUUCUCUGUCUUCUUUACCCAUUACAUCCCUCUCUAAUAAAAAAAAUUCCCUGAGAUUGUUUCUGUCUUUACAUCAACUUUUCCACUUACACGCUUUUUAUCCCUACUUGUCCCCUUCCAGCACACAGUAGCACCAUCUUGAGACAAGGUCUAAGAAUAACAACUGCCAUCUGCCUGCUUGCUUUCCUCUGACUUUGCAGCUGAUAUAUUGUCAUACUCAAGUUGUUUCAGAACCCAAAUCAACAUCAGCAUCUUUUGUAACUGAAGUACACAGCUGCACCUCAUAUUUAACCCCAGAAAUCCUUCUUAUGUCCAACUUGCGUCAUUGACGUUCCCCAUUUCCCCUUUCUGCCCUGCUUCAUCUUCCAUAGGAACUUGCAACCAUUUCAGACUGGCAUGUCAUAAGGGCCUGAUGUCCUUACAUAUAUAAGAAAUCUUCCAGUAUCUCGAGUAACAUGAAUCACUUCAGCAGUAAAUAAAAGACCCUUUAAAAAUCAAAGCUACAAGCCAAAAAGCAGUAUCGAUAUUUGAGGAGCAGGAAGGUGAUGAGGUAUUUGUCUUCAUAAUCAAAGCAGUGCCCUUAGCAUGCUACCCAACCCAGUAAACAAAAAUGGUUCAGCUGCAUUCCUAAGGGCAUUUUCACUUGAGGUUCUAGGAAAUGCUCAGCACUUCUUUUAGGAAACACUAAGAAAAAUUACCAAGAAAGCAAUUAAUUUUAGUUUAUCAGACAGCAACUUAGUCCCAGGUUUACAAUGCCAACUGCAUAAAGACAUUUAUCUCCCUAAGGCACCCACUAUACAC
Molecule: messenger RNA, 4803 nt
Organism: Poecile atricapillus (Black-capped chickadee)
Lineage: Eukaryota; Metazoa; Chordata; Aves; Passeriformes; Paridae
Gene: PLAT
Product: plasminogen activator, tissue type
Exons: 14
Coding region: 158-1834 (558 amino acids)
Biological process (GO): smooth muscle cell migration; plasminogen activation
Cellular component (GO): extracellular region
Molecular function (GO): serine-type endopeptidase activity
Source: RefSeq, a predicted model, not a curated record